Molecule: messenger RNA, 2298 nt
Organism: Arachis duranensis
Lineage: Eukaryota; Viridiplantae; Streptophyta; Magnoliopsida; Fabales; Fabaceae
Product: protein FAR1-RELATED SEQUENCE 5-like
Exons: 7
Coding region: 1-2298 (765 amino acids)
Biological process (GO): regulation of DNA-templated transcription
Molecular function (GO): zinc ion binding
Source: RefSeq, a predicted model, not a curated record
AUGCAGGAUCUUUCCAACGCAGCCGCCCUCUCAUCUACGUUCGAUAGCGCCGCCCUCUCAUCUGCACACAACACAGCCGGUGUUCACUCCUUCAGAAUGGCAGAAUCGCAAGAAGAACGUGCUGCAAGUGAGGGUCCUCCUUUAUGCACAUCACCUAGCCGAAAUUUAUUAAUGGAGGUUGAUAUAGUUGAACCGUUAGUUUGUGUUGCCUCUGAAGUUUCUGAAAAUUUAUCAAACGAACAAGAAAACUUAGCCGCCAAUGUCGCAGAGCAUGGUCACAAGUUAAACAAGUUGUCGGAUGUUAUGGAUGUUGGAAGUGAAGAGAUGGAGCCUGGUGAUGAGUUACCAGAUCAUGGUAACCUACAAGAAGAUGAGAUACCAAGAGUUGGAAUGCGAUUUCCUCAGCUGCAGAUGGCGCAUGACUUUUAUGUGUCCUAUGCAAAGAAAGCUGGAUUUGCAACUAAGAUAAGGACGACAACAUUUGACAAGAUCACAAAGGCUCCCAUUAACCAGGCUAUACACUGUAAUCGCGAUGGGAUCCGCGAGUCUCGUGUUAAAGCACCAACACGGAAGAAUACGAUUUCAGCUGCUGGGUGCAAGGCAAGGAUAUAUGUAAAGUUUGAUAAAGACGUGCAAGACUGGGUUCUGCUCAAGGCUGACUUGACGCACUCUCACCCUUGUUCACCGAAAAAGGCAGUGCACUAUCAUGAGUAUAGGCAGUUGACCAUGCAUGCGAAGUGCGUGAUCGAGGAUAAUGAUGAGGCUGGGAUUCGACCAAACAAGACAUUCCUUGCUUUGUCAAAUGAGGCUGGUGGCCCCUCUAACUUGGGAUUCUCAGAGAAGGAUUUAAGAAAUUAUAUAACAGCAAGGCUCCGAAGUAGCAACGUUAAUGCGGAUGUCAGGGAGAUGAUGAGCUACUUUAGGAGAAUGAAGGACAUCAAUCCGAACUUCUUUUACGCGGUGAAGUUGGACGAUGAGUGUAAAUUUAAGAGUGCAGUAUGGGUUGAUGCAAGGUGUAAGGCGUCGUAUGAAUACUAUGGAGACGUCGUGUCAGUUGAUAGCACGUACAAUAGAAAUAGGCAUGGAUUACCGUUUGUGUCGUUCGUUGGGGUCAACCACCAUGGUAAGUCAACCAUCCUCGGUUGUGCUUUGCUGGGGAAUGAGGAAAUCCAAGUUAUGAGUGGGUUUUCAGCCAAUGGGUUUAGUAAUAUGUUUGAUCUGUAUGAUGACCGACGCAUGUGGGUCCCAAUAUACUUCAAGGGUGAAUUUUGGACAGGAAUGCGGAGUACGCAAAGGAGUGAGAGCAUGCACGCAUUCUACGGUGGAUACUUACACAGUAAAACUAGCUUGGUCCAAUUUGUUCAUGAAUAUGACAAUGUGCUUGGAGUCAAGGAGCAGAGGGAACUGGAGGAUGAUGCUGCAGACUCGAGGGGGGUUAUCCCUUGUGCAACUACCUCGCCUAUAGAGAAACAGUUUCAGCAAGAGUAUACCACGAGCAUUUUUAGGGAUGUUCAAAUUGAGUUUGUGAGGAAGGCUAACUGCAGAGUUUCUGCAGUUGAUGAACAGGGUCCAGUGGUCUGCGUGAAGGUGGAAGAGGAGAAACUACUCAACGAUACUAUUCUAUGCGUUCCGUAUGAUGUUCACUUUGACCGUUCCACACAUGAGCUUCGUUGUGAAUGCAAUCUUUUUGAGAGUUCAGGUGUGUUAUGCUGUCACUGCCUUGAAGUUUUCCAUUCGUAUAAAGUGUACAAAGUACCGUCUUGUUAUAUUCUGCCUCGAUGGAGCAAGAAGAUAAAGCGCAAGCAUACGUAUGUCAAAAGUAGCCAUGAUGUCAGUCGGUCAGAUGAGAGUCAUGUUGCAUUUAGGAAACUGUGUGCACACUUCUAUAAUGUUGCUCAAGAGUUCCUCGGUGAUGAUGAAGAAACAGCAUUGCUGCAUGUUGCUUUGGGAGAAACAAGGGCUAAGUUGGCUACGCACCGUGCCAAAAAGAGGUCCGAGAGCAUGGCAGAGACUCAGACCAACAUUGGCUCUCAGAGUUCGAAUGAUGUCGGUGUUGAUGACAUCCAAGGCCCAUCGAAGGUCACCACAAAGGGUAGGCCAAAAAGUAAGAGGCUUGGCUCUGCCCUUGAGAAGUCCAUCAAGAAUUCAAGACGGAGAAAACAAAAGAAUUCACAUCCGGUGGUUCGUCCGCACACAUUUCAAGAUAUAAACCAUUGUGAUGUUUCUAGCCUGGAUGUUCCCAAACAAGACGGUGGUUUCAUGUCUUUGUUAAGCUCCUUCAACCAAAAAUGGGAUUAG